AUGCGUGUUGGCGACAGGUGAGUGGAGGAGAUCAUGAACUGAACACCAGGACGACACGUGUGUGGACGACAUGCAGGCUACUUGAUGUUACCGGGAGGCCCAUUUUGGAGCUAAAGGAGCGCUACACGCCACUGAGGCCGGCCGGGUACGGGGAUCCGACGAGGCAGAGCCACACCUACAUCGCGGCUGAGAGGGCGAGUGGAAGAGAGGUGUUCGUCAAGGAUGUGCCUACCGACCGCAGUGGACGGAACAGGGAAAAGGGCAUUCUGUAUUACUUGAGGGAUGUCGUCGGAGGCAAAUACCCACAGCUGCAGACCAUGAGGGAGGUGAGCAAUCCGUGAGCAUGACGUACUUGCUGCGUAUGGUGUGUUUGUUGGUGUGCAGCAUUACUCGGGCAAUGACAGGGACGCCUACGUAUUUGACAAGUGCCCGGGCGGUGAUCUAGAAGGGCUCUGUGUGUCAGGCGCCUGGAACUGCGAGAAAACAAUCAGAGAUCUCUUCAAGGGGAUGGUCACAGCAGUCAAACAAUGCCACGAGGCAGGCAUUUAUCACGGGUCAGCAGAAAUUCAUCACACCCACUCCCGAUCAUUGCACUGCUCUGUGUCGUGUACUCUCUAUACAGGGACAUCAAGCCUGACAAGUGA
Vitrella brassicaformis is the source of this 644-nucleotide messenger RNA. NCBI's taxonomy places the organism in Eukaryota, Vitrellaceae. The record is from the annotation of a GenBank genome assembly.